AUGGCAAGCGGACUACGCAGAGACGAGACUAAGCCUCGGCGGUUUGAUCUCACCAUGUCAAGGAGGACGAGGAGGCCAGCAGCAGCAACCUCGGCCACCAGUUGCCAUGAACAAGAUCAUCAGGCCGUGGACGUGGAAGGAUUGGGAUUAUUCCAACCGAUGGUACAGCCGGAGCAACAGGAUCCAGAUGGCCUGUUCUGCUUGUCGGAUCACCUCCAGUCACGGCAACCUGAGGAUGCUCACCAAGAGCACGAGACGUCAGUACGUCGCUCUGAAGACACCAAGGAGCAGGCAUCGCCGCUGCAGACAUGUCGUCUUGUGAAGAAGGACGACGAGAGCGAGGCACAGCAGCAGCAGGAGGAGUGCCAGGAUAACUCCCGUCGUUUCUCGCUGCAGGAGCUGAUAGAGGACGAGGCCGUCGACGGCGUGAAGGACGCCGCCACCGGAGGCACGGAAGAGAAUGCUGCUGUCCCUGUUCGUGAAGUUGCAGAAGGAGCUGCAGCAGGUGAGGCAAAGCGUCCUGGACAGGUGCCCGGAAGGAGGGUGAUGGGAAUCAUGCGCCGCUACGUGAAGGUCCGGUCCAUCAAGCCCAAGCGUGCAUCGCCGGAGAACACUGCACCUUUUCUGUGCUUUUCCCCGUUACAGUAUAAGAGAAAACGUAAGUGUGAUGUUGAUGAUAUGUUCUGGUUAGCUGUUGACUGUAAUCAAAGCAUGUAA
Miscanthus lutarioriparius is the source of this 717-nucleotide messenger RNA. The record is from the annotation of a GenBank genome assembly. NCBI's taxonomy places the organism in Eukaryota, Viridiplantae, Streptophyta, Magnoliopsida, Poales, Poaceae.